Dendronephthya gigantea is the source of this 2354-nucleotide messenger RNA. RefSeq lists its product as uncharacterized. Lineage: Eukaryota; Metazoa; Cnidaria; Anthozoa; Malacalcyonacea; Nephtheidae. The transcript has 6 exons. The record is from RefSeq and is a predicted model, not a curated record. The coding region runs from base 93 to 905 and encodes 270 amino acids.
CACCGGCCCAGCUAGCAAGGCUUCUAGCCUUGUCUAUCUUCGGGGUUUCAAAACAGUGCAACGCUGAGCCAUUGUGGAAAGAUUAAAGAGAAAUGUUUAGACUUUUGACUAAGUUCAAAACACAGUCGCUCAACGAAGUCAAACCGUACGAGAGCAAUGGGUCAAUCGUGUCAGUUGGUCAAGGGGAAAUACUAGAAGACGACGGGAUACAACAGCAAACGUGGCAGCAAGAGGUUUGUCGAACAGAGAGUGAAAAUACUGACACAGCAUCUAAAGAUUUAAUUCGCACUCCUUUUCAUACACGCAUGCCAAACGUACACGUACGGACGCUUCAUUUCCUAAACGAACCGAAUAAAGAAGACGAAAGCACUAAAACUGAGGAUAAAGAAAACGGGGAAAAGUUGGCUGGCCAAGGCUUCCCAGCUUCAAAUCGAGGUGUAUUUGCCGAGAAACGAAAGUGGUCCGACGUGAAGCGUUCUCGUUUUCCGAAACAAAAUUUUUCAAAUGAUAGUUCUUCCAGUGAUGAUGAAGUAAAAGAAUUGUUUUCUAAGCAGCAUCGAAGCUGCAAUUCCAACCCAAAUGGCAACGAUGAUAUAAGACAAAAGUCAAGCCCUAUUCGCAACGCGAAAAUACGUCCUUCCGACAGUCAUACAAGAAAAAGACACCGUAUGACAGCCCAUGAAAGGCUUUAUAGUCGCCCGUCUCUUGACUUUGAAAAGAUGCAACAGAAAGUUUUUUGGAAAAGAAGUGCAUACGGCUCAGCCAGACCACGGAUUGUUAAAGUCAGGAGUUUUGCAGGACACCCACAUCUUCUUGAUUCUUCACUGAUGACAUUCCAACCGAUCCAAGGGAUUCAGGCAUUUAAACUACCCCCCGUGGAGGAGACGAGGUCACUUGCCUAUUAGGAUCCGAUGUAUCCCGCAUAUCCCUUUAAAAGAUCUGGCUGGGAUGGGGGUCAAAUCUAAAAGAUUUCUUGCAGCAGAUUGCCUGGUGAAUCUUCUUUUAUUUAUGAAGACACCGCUGUUAUAAUAUUGUUUUCUAUGAAGCGUAUUCUCAAAAAUUUUUUUAAUGUUAUAUACACACACGUAUAUAUACGCUCAGCUGUGUUUUCGCCAAAACACUUGUGAAGCAAAUGACAAAGUCUUUUCAGCAUUAAAUCCCACUUACCGGUCGUUGUCAAGGUUAUAGGCAAUGUCAGACGACGAAUAUCUAUUACAGUUGAUUUGUAAAGGUUUUUAUGCAAAUCGAAUGUGAUUGAACUAUGAAAAUUGAAUGGUUUUAGUAACUGUAAUAUCGCAUUGAUUUCCACUACCAAAUAUAGGAAUAUAUUGUGUUCUCGCUCUGAUAUCUAUUAGUAGAUAUCUUGCCAUGUAAAACUACAUAUUGCAGAAAAUCGCUUUUAUCUAUUUUUGGAAAGGCUUCUUAUUUGCUUCUUACAAGUCGAAUGGACGACGUGAUAUCGUGUUUACGUAAUGAGAUUGAACCUGAUAAGUCUGGUAACCAGUCAAACUGCAGUGCAGAGUAAUGCUCAUCAACAUUUCACUCGUCCAUUCGAUCCGAGAUGGAAAACACAGCUGAGGUUAUGUGUUUACACGGUUCUUUGCGUCGACAAUGCAAAAACUCUGCGUGGCAAAUAUGUUGCCAAAACAAAAGUGCAAAACCACACGUCGUUUAUUGACUUUGUACACCAGCUCUUUGACAUUUCAAAGAGCCACCGCAUUGUUUUUCACGAAUUUGAAAAAUGUGUAUCUCAUAACCACCUCGCCUGCGAACGCUUUGCGUUGUAAGGAGCAAAGAGCAAUGGGCACCUAUUUUAAAUACAAUAGUUAUGAAAUUGAAAUGAAACCCCUAAAUCGCUUUAUUACGGUAUUACUUACUUCCAGAAUGCACAAACCACAGUGUUACUUAUUAAUUUUAUACGAGCAGUUUUGCCAUGUUAUAUUACAGUAGCCUUUGGUAGGAACGAGAUUAGAAUGUUAGACCAUGUUAUAAAAUGGAAUUUAGAUUGUUUUAAAGGAUUUAAUUUUUGCCAAAUGUGAAUUAUUUUUAAUCAUGUAUAUUUUAGGUGUUCGCUCUCAUAUUGAGAACAUUAUUGAUUGUAUUAUUGAUCAUAUUAUUGAUUGAUUAGAUAUAACCUUGUAUUAUUCGCACACAAAGUAUUUAUAUAUAUAUCUGCUGCAUGUUUUAUAUUUAAAAGUAUACUAUUAGAGUGUUCUACAGCAUUUGUAAAAGUCCAGAGUUUUCACUGACUUUGCAGUGUGGUAUAGAUGAUAUAUUUAUAUAAAGUUUAAAAAAAGUAAAGUUGUAAUAUAUUAGGCAACUAUUGUAUAAACUAGAUUUGGAAUAAAACGAUU